This is a messenger RNA of Paramuricea clavata, 1205 nucleotides long. NCBI's taxonomy places the organism in Eukaryota, Metazoa, Cnidaria, Anthozoa, Malacalcyonacea, Plexauridae. The record is from the annotation of a GenBank genome assembly.
AUGGCGACUUCGCAAUGGAGCGACAAUGAUGAAAGUAACGAAAAUGUGAUGAGUGGACGUAAUGUAAGUUCCGAAAACUCAGAAACAAACCUGGAAGGAUCAUCUCUUCAAAAUAAAGGUAUGUUUUGUCCACUAGUGUCAACAAGGAAAAAGCCGUAAAAGAUUAUAGAUAUAGAAAUAAAGUGAAAAUAUGUAUCCCUAUAGCGGGAAGUACAUACCUUUAAGAAUUUUUUGUAUGUUCUAUUUAGAUUCAAAUUAUACGGAUGUGCUAGAAGUGCUUGUAGCAGAAGUACGACAAGAAGCGUAUUGUUUGGAAAGCAAUUGCAGAGAAAGUAGGAUUGGAUGCUACGUUUAACUACACAGUGUAUAGGCUACCCUUGCAUUUUACCUUUUGAAGAUGGCUUAACAAAAAAUGGACCAAAUCCUUUUGCUUAGUGCAUUCCAGAAAUGCUGAUGCUUGUUUAAUUUAUUAGAGGAAAAGUAUUUCUUACAAAAUAAUUUUCUAACAUAAAUACUUAAUUAAUUUCUUGGGAGGGUACUUGAGUGUCAUAGUUGAUGAUCUUUAUCACAUUUCAAUUUUAGUUCAACAAAUGAAGCAGACGUGGAAAAAUCUAUCAGAUGGGUUUAAAAAGUGUCUAGACAGAAAGCCAGAUAUGGAGAAGUCUGCCAGUGGUUAUUAAAAACCACCAACUUGUCGCUUUUAUAAUCAGCUGCAAUUCCUACAAGAUUCUGUCAGCAACAGAACUACUCAUGGUAAUAUCCAAGUAAUAAGGUGUGAUUCACCUGAUUCCCCUUGUCCUAUAGAAACAACAUUGCCUGAUCAGUCAGUUGCACAUUCUGCUCUGCCAAGCCUUUCCCCAGCAAGUGACCAAAAGAGUGAUAAGCAGCAAGUUACUCCCAAUGCAGGCCAUCUUCCUGGGAAACAAAAAUCUGAGUUUCCCCAAGCUACAGUUGUCCCCAAAAGAAAAAAGAAAGUUCAACUUGAUCCAUUUGAGCAAAUCUUAAUUAAGUCAAUCGAUAAGAAAGAUCAAGAGAAUAAGUUACCAACAACUAAAUCAGAAGAUCCAGAUGAGCAGUUUUGUCGAAGUAUUGCCGACACAUUAAGAAGACUUAGACAGAACUCAAUGAAGAAGAAUCGAUUUGUUAAAAUAAAGAUACAACAUUUGCUUUUUGAUAUAGAGUUCUCAGACUCAGUCAAUUUCUGA